UGCAAAAAUUUUGUGUUUUUCUCUGAUUUCUGUUCUCAAUUUUGUGGAGGCGAUCCUAAGUUGAUUUGUUGUGAUGGUAAAUAGCUCCGCCUCUCAUAGCUUUGAAGUCAGCCCAAACUGUAUUACGUCAAAAUUUGAUUGUCCUUUUUUCUUGUGGUUUCCAAAUAUUUGAUUGCUUUCAACCUAAUGUUAGCUUAGUGCAAAAAAACGUAAACAUUGAUGUAUGCAAGCUUCCUCGUUGCUAGCUGGGUUGCCAUGAUUUUUGGAAUUGUUAGCCAAUCAAAUCGCUCCUUUUCCUUCCGGAUAUAAAGCUCAAUUGACCUCCGGUGGAAAUGGCGCGAGCGUUGCCAGGGAAAUGAGCAACGCUGGGCCUAGGCGUAUUAGAGAAGUAGGUUUGUCGAGUCGAAGAAAACACAGAUUUUAAAAGAGAAAUGGUUUCCAAAGUCGAGUUGGGGAACCUCCUUGAUUUUGCAAUCGGGACGCCUGAAACUGGUGCUGUAAACUUGAAGAUACUUCAUAGUUUCCUUCACAAACUGAUAAGUCACCUCGCGGUGUCCAAUGUGGAAGUAGAGGUCAAACUUGACAGAGAAGAUGGAAGUGAUGAACCAUUGCAAAUACCAAAUAGUGAAGACAUUGAUGUAUCCAAAACGAAAAAGGCUUUUUUUUACUCUCAGGGCAAGAAUGGCUUUGAAGAAAGAAUUCACAAGCUUGAAAAUAAAAUGAACAUAUUAGAUUCAUUUGGGGAUGCAGAAGAUAUUCUUAAAUGGGCUAAUGGAAGAGAAAAUUCUGACAGUAAAGUUGCAGAUUUGUGGAAUUUCAUAAAUCUUCAGAAAAGAAUUGAAGCUACAGAAAAUGGAAUUAGAAAAGUUGGAGGCCUUGUUGAUAAAAUUUUAGCACAGUUAAAGAAUGUUUCAGACCUACAAGAUAGGAUGUUCAAAAUGGAGAAAAGGAUGAAUGAGUUUGAAAAGCUGCAAGAUGAAGUACGGAAACUUUCUGAAAAAAUUAAUAUUCUAGAUGGAGACAAGAAGAUAGAUGAACUAAUAGAAGAAUUGAAUAAUCUCAAGAAGAAAGUAGCAGGCAUGCCACUAAAGAAAGAUUUAGAGCUGUAUGUACAAUGGCCCCAUUUAGAGACAGCUUUAGAAAUCGGAGAAGUGGAAGACCCUAUCACAAAUGGACAUUCUGCAGGAAAAGAUUCAGAGAUUUCAAGUGAUUGUAUAACAUCUUCAAAGGUAGGACAGUCAGUUGCAGGCCCAUCUGCCCAAGUCCUCCAUAAACUACACGAACUUGGUGGACUUUCACAAGCUCAUUGGAUGCUUAAGGAGGAUGUUGAACGACUCAAGCAACAAAUCAACGGAAAAGCAGACAAAUCAGAUUUGGAAAACCUUUCGAAAGGAGAUGUGCCAGAAGAUUUAAUUGAGCAGUUAGACAAGUUACAUGCUGAUCUGAAUGAUAUGAACUUAUGGCGCCAGGAUGUUGAUACUGAUAGGGCAAACCUUGCGUCCAUGAAAGCUGAAUUCGAUGAAAUCAAAAAAUCUGUUGAAAAAUUGCAGACAACGAUGAAGCAUGUUGUUGAUGAGCAUGCUCGUAAGCAAAAGCAUAUUGAUACCCUGUAUGCAACAACAGACAAGCUUCAAGACUCCAAAGCUGAUAAAACAGACAUUGAAAUCCAGCUCUCAACAAAGGUAGACAAAGUGGAGUUGGAGAAUUUCGUCAGUAGGCACAGGUUUGAUGAAAAUAUUGGAAGAAUUGACGAUGCAUUGAAGGAAUUAAUAGACAAAUUUAGAUCAAACGAUGAAUCUCUGAACAAGAUGAUUUUUAAGAUCAUCAGUGAUUUGGAAGGAAAGCUUGAUCGUGACGAGUUUCUUGACUUUAAAGAAUUUAUUGAAAAUCGGCUAAAAGCUUUAAAGUCGAAAAUGAGAGAAGAGCCUGUAAUGGACGAAGACCCCGCAGCCGUUUUCAAAAAAGCGAUGCUGCAGUUCAAUUGCUUGUCAUGUGACAGACCCGUCUAUUUCUCCGGAAGUGGGCCAAUUCAAGGAUACUCUGGAUUAUCAGCUGGCAGAUCAGGCAGACCAUACACAAGCUACGACCUAGAGCAAGUCCGUCUUCUACAGAAAGCGAGUUUGAAACCGGAUGCCAAUGAUUAUACAAUGCCUAGAAGUUGUGGUGGCAGUCAUACCUCGGGAAACCCAAACAGACGAAUAUCAGCGAAACUCAACACAAAUGCAUCUGACUACGUCGAGGUGGCAGUGCCUGCUCCAACUCUAAGAAAUGAAGUGGACAUCCAGGGACAUGAUGGAAAGCUCUACAAAGGACGUGUUGAUAAGAAUGAAGAGUUCCCUGCUGUAAACAAGGGAGCAUAUCAAAAUGGAAGAAUAAAGCCAAAAUCAGCUCAUGGUGGUCGUUCGCCAAACAUGCCACCACCUGGAGAGGGUAAUUUCAUGCCAAGACGACCUAAAACCGCUGUUCAUAGAAGCACAACACCUGAUUCAGCUGAGCGACAGAUGCCACGUAGAGCGCCAUCUCCAGAUAUUGUAAUCAAUUCUUUCGAUGAACAACUUGUUGCAUCUGGGGAUUCAUAGAUAAAUUUCGUUUUCCACAUCAAAUCUAAUUUCAUUGCUAAUCGUUUUACAAGAUAUCAAUAUAUUGUAUCUCUGUUACACACUAUUUUUAGAUAUGGGUUGGGGAAGAGAUAAUUAGAUAGAAGGCUGAAGCAACCAAAGGACAAUGGAAGUGAUGCCCAAGUGAUGUAAGCCUCAGGGAAUAUUCAACAUCAUAGCGAACACUUGGCAUGGAAUUAGAACCAGGGUUUUCAGGGCUGUAACAAAACCAACCACUAUAAUUUCAAGCAUUAAUGAUUAAUGUUCUUCUGCUAUUGUUUCUAAGCAUUCAAGAAAUGAAGGAAAAUUUCACUGUAAGCCAGUUUCAUUAAUUGAUCGAGAUUAAAUUUUCGUCCAGUAGCACCUUCUUUAAAAGACAGGCUUAAUGAUUGUCCAGUCCUGUGUGUCACUCUCCCAUAUGGCACGCCUAUAACUGCCCAGAAACAAGGUCUUUCGGAUCACUAAUUGAAUUUUGAACUCAGCCUUCUAAUAUUGUCUUGCAAUUUUUCAAUAUCUGAUUUUAUUUUAAAUGUAUUUGUUAUCAUUUUUUCAAAUUUCUUUGAUGUCUUUUUAAUUUCUAUCAUUCUUUUGUUUUUUUAGACCCCCUUUAACUUUUUU
Molecule: messenger RNA, 3215 nt
Organism: Rhopilema esculentum
Lineage: Eukaryota; Metazoa; Cnidaria; Scyphozoa; Rhizostomeae; Rhizostomatidae
Source: RefSeq, a predicted model, not a curated record